Molecule: messenger RNA, 5325 nt
Organism: Adineta ricciae
Lineage: Eukaryota; Metazoa; Rotifera; Eurotatoria; Adinetida; Adinetidae
Source: the annotation of a GenBank genome assembly
AUGUCAUUGAAAAGCACUCUUCAUUCUUUUGGACGAUCUUUCAAAAUUCGUGUUUCGCAUUUGAAUCUUUUCCAAAGUGGAAACCAAGAUAAAUCAAUUAUCAAAAACGAACAACGAACAACUCGUCUUUACCUAUUUCUUCUCAUAGUUUCCGUUGUUAUGAUUGGAUUGUACUAUACAUUUAUUUCAUAUUCACACACUUAUGUUCAUCAAUCGCCUACUUUCAACGAUUAUUCUCUUCUUCGAAAACAUUUUUCAUUGCAAUGCCCUUGCACGAGAGUCGCAAUCCGAUAUGAAGAAUUUCUUCGACUGAAGCCUUCAUUUCAUCCAUUAUGUCAAAAUAAUUUCCUCUCUGAUGCACUCAUUGCACAUUUAUAUAAACUCUAUGAAAAAACAACAAACCGGUCAAGUUCAACAGAUGUUCAUCGUAUUGCUGUUUUUCAAUUUCAAACUCUUCAAAGAUUGUGCCAACUGGCCCUGAAUACGCUGACUGAGAAUGUCAAAGUAUUUCUUCAAACAAACUUUAUUCAAACUCAACUCAUCUCAUCCGAUGAUCUACAACAGCAAAUAUCUUCUGUUGUCAACAAUUUCAUUGACUCAACACCGAAAACAUUCAUACGCACGUUGAAUUUCAUUCAGAACAUCACCGCACAAAGUUUCCUCAUGACUGGCGCUUCAAUAACCAGUGUUCUACCAAGGAAUCAACAUCUGAUAAUGGUCGGAGAGAACAUUCCUUAUGAUGGAGUGAAAUACACAUUUAAAGACCGUUCACCUUGUACUUGUUCAAGUUCAUCUGCUAAUACUUGUUUCGGCCUGGCAACAUACAAAGGCGUCGUUAUUCGUGGUUUCUACACAGGUUGUUAUAUGUUAACUGCUCUUCUUCAUUCGACACUCGAAGUUGUAUUCAAUCAAACACUUUUGAACAUUCUAACACAAUCAUCUGACAGAUAUUCAGUUCUGAAUUCUUCAUUUUUCGAUGUCAUCACUGUGGAAUCAUUGGUUCGACAAAUGUUUGUUACUAAUUGGUGGAAUGAAACAUCGUUCGAAGAUUAUUUUCAUCAAUGUGCACCGAUCUCGUGUCAAUACACGAUUAUUCAACGAAAUGAUUUUUUAUUUGUCUUAACAACAUUGAUUAGUUUGUUUGGUGGAUUAUCGUCUGCGCUGAGAAUUAUCUCUUCAUUUCUGGUUCAGACGUUAUGGCCAAUAAUUUGGAAACGGAUCCGGCAAAGGAAAAAUCGUGUCGCUCCAAUUAUACAAAUAGUUGUACAAAGAAAUGAUCGAAUGCGACAGUUCUUGAAAACGUUGAAACAAAAGUGGAUUGAAUUGAAUUUGUUCACCAGUGUUCCUCCGUCACCGGACGCAACUAUUCUUCGUCGGCAACGUUAUACAACACAAGUCUAUGUUAUUUGUAUGAUCGUAACAAUCAUUAUUGUGCCAACCUUCAUAUCCCUCAGAUCAGAAACUAUUUACGUUACAAUUACGUCGCCAUCCGCUCGUAGUUUCCUUCGUCUUUAUCAAGAAUAUCCACGCUCACUGCAUUGCCCAUGUAGUCAGACAACGUUUGAUCAACAACUUAUCAUUGACAUUCAACCAGAAUAUCAUCCAAUCUGUUCGAGUCAUUUCAUUUCUUCUGAAUGGAUCAAAGUGAAAUUUGUGAAAUCGCCUCGAGUAAGUCUUACAACAGAUGAUAUUCGUUAUCAAUCAGAAUUUCAUUUUCAACUCCUUUCAACGUUAUGUCAAAUGGCGAACGAAACAAUCAUAGAUUCACUCAAUUUAUUCUAUCGAACAACAUUUGUAAGUAAUGAACUAUUUCAUCCGAAUUCAUUUCAAACUCAAACGUAUUUAUUAAUCGAACAAUUCAAACGAACAGUUCCUGUUUCAUAUCAACGUACAAUUCAAUUGCUGAAAACCAACUACGAAAUUAAUCAAUUCAUUACACCAAUGAAUUCUUUCUUCUCACUAACAAUACUCGAAGACAAAGACGAACCAAUCCCUAUCCAUCCAUAUCAAUAUACACGAUCAGAUAAAAAGAAAUGUCUAUCAGAAGAGGAAUCUAGUUCUGAUUCAUGCCGAUGCUUUUCUCAAGCAUCAUAUGAAUGUCAUCGACAAACACAAUUAAAAGAAAUCAAUCAGACAUUUCCUAUUGAUGGAAUGUUUCAAACAUGGUUUCCUCUUCAAGCACUUCUGAAAUCCACAUUGGAAUGUUUCUACAACCAAACAUGUCUCUCUCAUAUUACAAAGUUCAUUGAUCCAUCGCAACCAUUGAUUAAUAUUACCACACUGAAUUCUUCAUUAUUGUCAUCUGAUGAACGUCGACAUGAUCGAAUAGAAGAAUUAGUCAAUGAUCUGUUCGUCCAAUCGUGGAAGAAUUCCAGUUCAUUUCAAUCCUACUUCAAUCAAUGCCAUGCAUUGACAUGUCAAUAUUUUUAUCAAAAUCGAGUGAAUUUCAUCUACAUUGUAACAACAUCAAUUGGAAUUCUCGGUGGUAUCAAUGUGGUUCUAUAUUUAUUUUUACCAUUGAUUAUGAAAUUCGUAAUGAAACUGUGGAAGUAUUUGACUACUCGUCGAACGUCACAAUCACGAAGAACAAGGAGACAGUGUAUUGUUAAUUUGUUUCUCAAUAGUCAAAAAUGGAUAACAACAUUAAGCCUUUUCAAGACAAUUCCUGUUAACAAUGAUCCAAGAAUUAUUCGUCGAAAUCGUCGUACUACUCGAAUAUAUUUGAUUCUAUUGAUUACUGCCUUUUCUCUUCUAAUUGCUUAUACAUUACUGAAACAAGAAAUGGUAACCAUCGUUAUCGAAUAUCCGUCACUUGCAACAUAUCAACAACUAUUUCUUGAACAUUCUCUAACACUUCAUUGUCCUUGUUCAAAUAUGUCAAUCAAAUAUUCGAAAAUCAUCACUCGACUUCAACCUGAGUAUCAUGAAAUUUGUUCGAGUAUAUUUGUAUCCGAACAGUGGUUUCAAAGUAUAACUGAAUCUGCUAUUCCUAAUUCGCAAAUGAUCGAAUUGGAAACCGUCGCACAUCGACUUCGUCAAGAAUUUCAAGCAUUGGCCAUACUUUGUCAAAUUUCACAACAUAUGUUAAACAUGUCAUUAACAAUCUUCUUCCAAUCCGAUUAUUUCACUGCAUAUGUUCUUACUGAAGUUGAGUUUCCUAUUCGAAUUAAACUGUUAAUCAAACAAUUCAAAACAAAGAUAUCUACUGAAUUCAUCGAAGCAUUUAAACUGAUUGAAAUAACGAAUCAUGGCAAUCAAUUAGCUACUAUUUACUACAACAAUUGGAUAUUUACGGCCAAGUAUCUCAACGUGAUGUUCUCAAUAGGGAAAAAUCAACAAAUACCAAUGUUAACUCGACCUCGAACAUUUACUGAUGAAAAUCAAUGUUCAUGUGGCGCACAUUGGAAUUGUUCGAAACUGUCCCAAGUACCAUUUUCAGCGAGAAAUGGUUCAUUGUAUGAAACUCUUGUUGGCUUUCGUCUUGGUUGUUUACCUUUUGAUUCUCUUCUUCAAUCAAGUUUAAGUUGUCUUUAUAACAAAACAUGUGUAAGUUUGAUGCAAUCAGCAUUUUAUAAGGUGACACCAGUUAUAGCCGAGAUUCUUACAUCAUCAACACGUUUGAAUCAGACAAUUGAAAUGCUUCUUGACGGAUUCUUUGUUUGGAAAUGGACGGAACACGUUUCGUUUGCUGAUUAUUAUCAAGAAUGCGCACCCGACGUAUGUCAAUAUUCUGCGAUUGUUGAAUAUGACGUUAUAUAUAUGGCAACAAUGCUAGUUUCCGCUUUUGGUGGUUUAACCAAUGGGUUUCAUUUCUUGAUGAAAUGUUUUGCAACGGUAUUCUAUAAAAUCGUUGAUCAUAGAAGGAGGAGAAGUCAAAUGAAACUGCACGAGAACAAAUACAACAAAUCGAUGAAGGAAUCGGUGACACCAGUACUAGAUUUGAAUCUUAUCGAAGAACAAAGAACACCAGAGAGGAUUCGCCGCGAUCGGCUCUUGUUGGUUUGUUUGAUUUUCAUUGCAAUAUUAGCAAUCGUGACAGCAUCGAUCGUUUUGGUUGGAAAUCGAAAGAAAAAACAAGCUGUUCUUCUGUCAACUGUCUAUUCAACUACUACUACUAGUGAUCCUCGUGAUGUUGAAUCGACAUCGGCAUCGUCGAAGACUUGUCAUAUGACAUUGAGAUAUGAAUCCCAGAUGUAUGCGACUCAGCUUGAUCCGAUAUCUUUUGCUAUCGAUGAUUUCAAUCAAGAUUCAUUUAUUGAUAUAGUUGUGGCGAAUAGGAAGUCAGAUACACUGAGCAUCAUGUUGGGAACUGGAAAUGGAACAUUUGGGAUGAAAGGUAGUUUUCCAACAGGUAAAGGAUCUCGACCAGAAGAGAUCUUAGUUGCAGAUUUUAAUAAUGAUCGGCUAUUGGACUUGGUUGUCACUUUGCCAGGAGCAAAGAAAAUCGUGAUAUAUUUUGGAGUGAAAAAUGAUAAUCUAUUUGUUGUACCACCAAAGAUCUUACCUUCAUUGAAACAUGGAGUGUCACCAAACGCGAUCGGUACGGGUGAUUUAGAUCAGGAUGGUUGGAUCGAUGUGAUCGUUAGUCACGUCAAAGAUAAAGAGUCUAACGAAGGUGAUAUAACUUAUUUUCUGAAUGUUAACGGCUACCAAAAAGUAAAGAUCUCAAAAGAAGAUUUCUACAUAAGCAAUCUAUACAUUUCAUUCUAUGUCGGUGAUUUCAAUAACGAAGAGAAGGGUGCGGACGUAGCGUUAAUGUUGAUGAAUGGCGAUAUAGAUAUGUAUAGAUUUAGUCGUGAUUCCAUUUCGGAAUCUUAUUUCCUUUAUCGUACGACUUUGACAACAUCUGAGUUUGGUUAUGCAUCAAAGAUAAUUGUAGGCAAGUUCAAUGGUGAUGCUAUCGAUGAUUUAGCAUAUGUUUUUCCUGAAUCGAACAUUCUACAUGUUCUUGUUUCUUAUCCGACAACUCCUGAAAAUCUUCAAUUUACUCAAAUAUUGUAUUUAACCGGUACGCAUCCGACGUCAGUUGCCGUUAUCAAUUUCAACAACGAUGGAAAUGAUGAUUUAGCAAUAUUACAUUGCAAUGGACUUGUAACAAUCUUUGUGGGAACGGAUGUCGGACUUUUCGAUCGACAAUAUUUAUCUUUCAAAACAGAUGUCAUCAAUGGAAGGAUGAACAAAACAUGUUUUCAAUCGUUACAUGUGAUUGACUUGAAUCAAGAUGACAGAGAUGAUUUGAUAUUUAUUGACAAUGAAAUGAACAGCAUUCGAGUAAUUUUAGCUUCUCCUUGUACAAAACAGGAAUUGAAAACAAAGAAUCUUUAA